Zootoca vivipara (common lizard) is the source of this 4247-nucleotide messenger RNA. RefSeq lists its product as uncharacterized. The record is from RefSeq and is a predicted model, not a curated record. NCBI's taxonomy places the organism in Eukaryota, Metazoa, Chordata, Lepidosauria, Squamata, Lacertidae.
CUGCGAGCGCGCGGGGAUGUUGCACGUGGCGGCGGAGGCGGCAGCAGAGGGGUGACAAUGGCGCCUCUAAUGGCGGGUGGCGGAGGUGGGCAGGGCUCUUUGCUCUGCUAUAGGAGGCAGUGCUGUAUGGUGUUAACUUCCAGUUCCAAGUUCCGUUUAGUCUUUUGCCACCUUUCUUAACGGUUUUUUCUACGUGCUGUGCUUCUACGUGCCAAAAUGCCGAAAAGAAAAUGUAGAUUUUCUGUCCAGCUACAGAGGAAGUAUACCUGUUUCAGAAGAGGUAGAGAUGACUUUGAAGGUGAAUGCCUGGUAUGUAGACCGGGUACGUUUGUCUCUGUGGCACAUAAAGGAGGGCGUGACCUGCAAUCGCACAUGGACUCUGAGAAACACAAAAUAGCAAGUCGAGGAGAAGCUUCUUCAGCAAAAUUAGCAAACGUUUUCGUAAAAUCCUGUAGCAAAUGGGAAGAUGAAGUAACCGCAGCAGAAGGAACUUUCGCUUUUCACACCGUCAAACACCACCACAGUUAUAACGUGAUGACGUGCACAUCAGGCCUCCUGAAGACGAUGUUCCCGGAUUCCGAUAUUGCAAGGAAGUUUUCAAGUGCAAAAACCAAGACAGAGGCAAUUGUAAAUUCUGUAUUGGCGCCCGAUUGUUUGGAAAAUGUUCUGAAAAGCCUUGAAGAAAAUGAAAUAGGUUAUUGCGGCGUUUCUACAGAUGCGAGUAACCAUGGUCCGGUCAAGGUGGUUGCAAUAGUUAUUCAGUAUUUUGACUGGAAAAGUGGUGGUUUGCAGUCCAAAAUAAUUGAAAUGCAAAGCCAACCCAAUGAGACUGCAGAUACAAUCUUUUCGUACGUGAAGGAAACCCUUGACAGUAAAGGACUGUUAAAGAAAUGCAUAGCAUUCACAGGUGACAACUGCAACACAGUGUUUGGAGGGAUACAGCAGGAUUCAGAAGGAAGAAAUGUGUUUGCAAAGUUGAAGAGUGAGCUGGAUAACAAAACUUCAAUCGGUGUGGGAUGUCCAGCGCACAUUUUGAAUAACUGUGUCCAUCAAGCAGCGGACACGUUGGACGUCGACGUUGAGAGCGUCAUUUUCAAGAUAUACCAGUACUUUCAUAUCUAUAGAGUCCGAACGGAGCAGUUAAAGGAGUACUGUGAAUUUGUGGACACUGAAUACAACAAGUUGCUGUCUCGCAGCAAGACACGGUGGUUGUCGUCCUUUCCGGGCAUCACCAGACUCAUUCACGCGUUUCCAGCCGUCAAGGCAUUUUUCCUCUCCCAGAAUAAACCGCCGACAGUGUUGCAAGAGUUUUUUGAGCAUGAGCUCAGCGAGGCUUAUUUAUUGCACUUGCAGUCUCUCAUGAGUAUGUUUCACUCGUAUGUUUUAGAACUCGAAAGGGAAAACAAUUCGGUGGUGGAGAUUCUCCAAGUUCUGCUUUGUGUCCAGAACAUGCUCGCUGAACGCAGGAGCCACAGCUUCAUGUCCCUCAAGGUCAAGAGCCUUCUGAAAGAAAAGCGCGAGGAGGGUCUCGGCGCGGAGUGCGACAAAUUCUGCGCAGAGGUCAACCGCUUCUAUGACAGCUGCAUAGAGUAUCUGGAGAAACGGAUGGAGCCCAUGAAGGAGUUUUCAUGCUUCAUGUGGAUGUCCCUUAGUGAGUCACUAGAGUGGGACAAGGUAGGACCUUCCAUAAAGUUUCUCCUGGACAGGGAGGUGUCCAUAGAUGAGGGGAAGUGCUUCGAUCAAUUCUGCAACCUCGAGAAGUUUGUGGAUCAAUUUAAAGGCGACGACGAGUUCAUUAAGCUCCAGGCACAUCAGAAGUGGACCAAGUACUUUGAGACUUCCAAAAACAUUAUGUGCCACUCGGAACUUUUGAAGAUGGCACAGGGUUUCUUUGCCCUUGCCUCACAUUAUGCAAACGCAGGGUGCAUUUUCUCUCUGAGCAAAGAGAGAGGCAACUUAUCCUUGGACUCGCUGCGAAGUAUGGUGCUACUGCAAUAUAAUUACAAGCACGUUACUUGCAAGGAAUUUCACGCCUAUCUCUUAAGCAAUACGCAGCUGUUGAACAAGAUAAGAUCUACAGAGAAAUAUGCUUGGGCCAGGCAGCGUCGGACAGAAGAACAAAGUGCCUCUGAAAGUGUUUCUUUUUGUACCAGUACAGGAGUUUCAUACAGGGUACCGAUGUAUUGAAACACUUGUUCUAUUUUUAUUGUAUUGUAUUGUAUUGUAAUUUGAGCACAUUUACUUUUACAAUUGGUUACGUAUUUGGUUAUAACCAGUUCGAUUGUUUGUAUUGCUAUUAUUUUAAAAUGAGCGUCGUCAUAGUGAUCUGUAGUUAAAAACAGAAAUCGGGAAAUGUGUAUUUUUUUUCGCUCUUCAGAAUAUGGCAUCCCUCUGUAUCUUGUCGUUUCUGUAUACAUUAGCAGGAGACUCUUCCCCAAGAUGGCCGUCCCAGCUCUGAUUGACUAUGGCUAGUUUGUUUAUUUGAAAUAAGGGAGUGAGAGAAGGUUGGGGGGCGCAGGGCGUGGUUUAUUGCCUUUGGUUACUGCAGUGAGAUUUGUUUGCAUACAGUGGUACCUUGGUUUACAAACACAAUUGGUUCCGGAAGUCUGUACUUAACCUGAAGCGAACUUAACCUGAAGCAAACUUUCCCAUCGAAAGUAAUGGAAAGUGGAUUAAUCUGUUCCAGACGGGUCCGCGGAGUACUUAAACUGAAAAUACUCAAACAGAGGCGAACUUAAACUGAGGUAUGACUGUAUUUGGAGUUGGGGGGGAGGAUGGAUUGUUGGGUCAAGUAAGCCACAUUGAUCUGUAUGCUGUUGGUGGAUCCUUGUUGACUAUGGCUAGUUUUUAAACGCUGCACCGAUGACUAGCUUGGGCCAAGACUUUUCAAAACGCAGCAGGCAAAGUAGCUGCCUUAAACGGAACAAUAGCGAUUGGGCAUUUGGAAAGGCAAGUUUGGGAUUGAAUAUACUGUACAAGCAUUCUCUGCUUGGCAAAAUGCUCUAAGUUGUCUCGUGCAGAAGCUGCCUGGAUAUUAAUAUCUGCAGGACAAGGUCUCCUGUACAGUAAUACCUCGGGUUACGAACGCGAUCCGUUCCGGAUCGCAGUUCGUAACCCGAAUAGUUUGUAAACCGAACGCGAUGGGCGCCGCCAUUUUGCGCAUGCGCAAAGCGCGAUUCUCGCGAUUUCCGCGCUUUGCGCAUGCGCAGAUCGCGCGAUCGUGCGUGUGGUGCUUCUGCGCGCGCGCGCGGCAAAAACACUUCCGGGUUUGCGCAGUUCGUAACCCGAACUGUUCGCAAACCGAGGUGGUCGUAACCCGAGGUACGACUGUAAAGCAUCAGGUAAGGCUGGGAAAGGACGUCUUGCUGUUGUCAACUUUGCUGUCUGGUCUUUGACUGUAAUAAAGAUUGAUUGAUUGUUCGGCCCACACCCCGUCUGAAGCAUCGAAGAGACUCUGCUGGUCAGUGUAGACGAUACUGAGCAAGAUGGGCCAAUGGUCCAAUUCAGUAUGGGGCAAUUACUAUGUCCCUCUUUAAAUCAGCCCUUUAUUCACUCAGAACCACGUGGACUAGAAUCACACUAUUAUAUUUGAGGGCAGGGCUGGAGCUGAGGGGCAGGGCAUCUGCUUCACAUGCAGAAAGUCCCAGGUUUGAUCCCCAACGGCAUCUCUGGGUAGGGCUGGGAAGAUCCCCUUCCUGAAAUCCUGGAGAGCUGCUGCGUCAGUGUAGUAGACAGUACUGAGCUAGGCAAACCAGUGGUCUGACUCAGUAAUACUAAAGAAUGAUCUGACAGAUUCCUUUUGUGGAAUAUAUGUGGGGCGUGCAAGAAAUGUUGCAGUAUGUGGCGUGCUCCUUUCAGGGUGCCAGCCAGCCACCAGUGACCGUCCCAAAGUACUCCAUUCCCUCCUUCCUUGUUUUCGCCGGGUUUCUAAAGACAUGUAAUGACGGCGCCAGGCAAGCCUUUCCAGGGACAGCAUUUCACACACGGGGAGCCACUGCAGAAAAGGGAAGACGGGAGCCAUAGCUGCCAAGUUAUCCCUUUUUUAAAGGGAUUUUCCAUUAUGCUGAAUAGGCUUCCUCGCGAGAAAACGGAAAACUUGGCAGCUAUGACGGGAGCCGGAUUCCAACCACAUCUGGAAAGCCACAGGCUCCCCAGCCCUGUCUUAAAGGUAAAGGGACCCCUGACCAUUAGGUCCAGUCACAGACGACUCGGGUUGCGGCACUCAUCUCGCUUUACUGGCCAAGGGA